AUGAUUCAGAGGGUUAAAGUGACCAUCCGAGUGGGCAGAACUUGCCAACAUCACAUCAGGACUUUCGUGGAAAACAUAGUGCAGGCGCUGUGCCGGGAAUCAGCUAGCAGCAAUCUGUCGGUACCCUUCCAAGUACUGUUGAUAGUGAGGAGAAAACGUGAUCAUAGAAGACCAGUAAGGAAGCUCCUCAAAUCGGGCAUUGACCCCAAUAUAGUGAACCGAUUUGUUCGGACUGCCGUUCUGGUCAGUGUGCGUGUGGCAGAGCUCUUGCUGCAGUACGGAGCAGAACCCAACACCCCAGACCCGGCAACCCUCACUCUACCAGUACACAAUGCUGCUCUGGAGGGCUUCCUGGACAGUCUGAUGCUGUUUCACCGGGCUGGGUCACGGUUGGAUGUCAAGGAUUCCCUGGGUCGCCUUCCCAUGGACCUAGCUGAGGAAGAGAGACACCGCCUUGUUGUCAGAUAUCUUUGCGAAGUGGUGAAAGGAGGACUGAAAUCCACCGUCCUGGAUGUAGAAUGGAAUCCUCCAGAUUACAAUAUUCUCCAUCAACGGGGAAGGCCCUUCAAAAAGCAGGAAGACUGAGAGUCUCAAGAAAGGGCUUCCAUCUUUCCCCCUUCUCUGGAGUCUCAAAAGACUUAGUUCACCAUACUUACACUGUCUUACUUUGCCUUCAGCUAAACCUCCCUUAUUUUCAUAUUUGUCCGAGAUAAAUUUUUGAAUAAACCUGCUUUUCUAAACAAA
Molecule: messenger RNA, 744 nt
Organism: Antechinus flavipes (yellow-footed antechinus)
Lineage: Eukaryota; Metazoa; Chordata; Mammalia; Dasyuromorphia; Dasyuridae
Gene: CDKN2B
Product: cyclin dependent kinase inhibitor 2B
Exons: 4
Coding region: 1-585 (194 amino acids)
Biological process (GO): negative regulation of cell population proliferation; apoptotic process; regulation of cyclin-dependent protein serine/threonine kinase activity
Cellular component (GO): nucleus
Molecular function (GO): protein kinase binding; cyclin-dependent protein serine/threonine kinase inhibitor activity
Source: RefSeq, a predicted model, not a curated record